GAGGGGGAAAAAAGUAUAUAAUAAUGUUUUUCAUAUACAGAUAAAUGACGUCAUCGUGCGACAAAAUAAUAGUUGCGAAACACCUAUCUUGUUACGUGGUCCAUUAGGAUAAGUCGAGGGUAGUUCUAUUGUUAUAUAUUGUUAAAUGUAAUACUGUUCUAUUUAUAGUGGAGGUAUAGUUCGCAAGACUUCAGUACAUUCAUUUCAUUCGAACGAUGCAUGUUGUCUUGGGCAGUAUUUCGAUUUGGACAUUAUACGCGUUGGUGUCAUGCGUGUCAGUCUCAUGUCUGUCGAUGGCCAAAAAAGUGAGAUGGGAAUUGGUAUACGACCCGAUGCCGAACGACGAGUCGUUCGAACGCUUCUCCGCCGCCGACCACCACGCAACCGUAAAUGUGAUUCAGCAGCAGGACGACCAACAGCGGCAGCGGGACGAGCAGCAACAGCAGCAACAGUUGUGGCGUCACCGAGACGAGCAGCAGCAGCAGCAGCUAUGGCGGCACAGGGACGAGCAGCAGAAACGGCAUCACCACCGCCAGCUGCAGCAACAAAAGCGGGAUGAAUGGCAGCAGCGCCGCAGCAAUAGCGGUGAUUCGCGAUACGUCGAUAGCGUGUCAGUGGCGGCGUCCGAGGUUUGCAACUGCACGCAAAGAACAACGAUCCACCGGCUAACCCAAAACCACUACCCCAAAGAACUCCUGUCGGUCACAUGCAGCGGAAACUGGUGCAAGACGGCCUCGUAUCUGGUGCCAGUGUUGUUGAAAUCGAACACGCAGCCAGUCGAAAACCAAGAAGACUUGCCGGACGAGCUGCAGCAGAAUGUCAAUCACUGGAAGUUUGACCCCGUAAGCAUCCCGGUUGCCUGUUAUUGUUCAAUUAAAUGAAUGAUAUUUUUGCCUUUGACCUAUAUUAUACCUACAUUAUAAUAGACCAAGACGUGUAAUACGAUAUUUUUACCAUUUCGUUUUAUCCUGCAUCACCUACCUCCUCGUACUAAUUUAACCUCCGUCUGGUGCUCUAUCAACAUUUUACAAUAGACAAAGGUGACCGAAUAAAUGAAAAUAAUUGAUUCAAGUAAUAAGUUAAGCGAAUGCAAGGUUGUUAAAUUAAAAGAAGUUAAUGUUAACAAACAAUACA
Messenger RNA from Rhopalosiphum maidis (corn leaf aphid), 1134 nucleotides. Its product is annotated as UPF0746 protein DDB_G0281095-like. Bases 216 to 881 code for a protein of 221 amino acids. Lineage: Eukaryota; Metazoa; Arthropoda; Insecta; Hemiptera; Aphididae. The record is from RefSeq and is a predicted model, not a curated record. The transcript has 2 exons.